Sphaeramia orbicularis (orbiculate cardinalfish) is the source of this 1593-nucleotide messenger RNA. It is a transcript of the gene rfc4, whose product is annotated as replication factor C (activator 1) 4. The record is from RefSeq and is a predicted model, not a curated record. Bases 184 to 1260 code for a protein of 358 amino acids. Gene Ontology annotation, molecular function: ATP hydrolysis activity; ATP binding; DNA binding. NCBI's taxonomy places the organism in Eukaryota, Metazoa, Chordata, Actinopteri, Kurtiformes, Apogonidae. Gene Ontology annotation, biological process: DNA-templated DNA replication; DNA repair. Gene Ontology annotation, cellular component: nucleus; DNA replication factor C complex. The transcript has 11 exons.
AGUAGAUCGGCUAAACUGCUGUUAGUAGCAAUAGUCUGAACAGCUCUUAGCCGACUAAGUCUAACUAUAACAACUGACUUAGGCCUCUGCUUUAUAGAGAUUCAGUUUGUGAGACAUUUGUAUCGGAGUUCGCUCUGUUAACGAUUGUCAUAUAAGCUGUUGUGAGCUGAAGCAGGAGGAGCCAUGCAGGCCUUUUUGAAAGGAGCAACUGCCCAGAGCACCAAACCCCAGAAAGACAAAGCAACAGCAGGGCCUAGCACAGAGAAGAAAGCGAAGGCUGUACCCUGGGUAGAGAAAUACAGACCAAAAUGUGUGGAUGAAGUGGCCUUCCAGGAGGAGGUGGUGGCAGUGUUGAAGAAGUCUCUGGAAGGAGCGGAUCUGCCCAACCUGCUCUUCUAUGGUCCUCCUGGAACAGGAAAGACAUCAACUAUCUUAGCUGCUGCCAGAGAACUGUUUGGUCCCGAGUUGUACAGACAGAGGGUGCUGGAGCUCAAUGCCUCUGAUGAGCGAGGCAUCCAGGUGGUCAGAGAGAAGGUCAAGAACUUUGCUCAGCUAACAGUGGCUGGAACUCGUCCAGACGGGAAGCCAUGUCCUCCUUUUAAGAUCAUCAUCCUGGAUGAGGCUGACUCUAUGACGGCUCCCGCUCAGGCUGCUCUCAGACGCACCAUGGAGAAGGAGUCACGCACCACCCGCUUUUGCCUCAUCUGUAACUACAUCAGCAGGAUCAUCGAGCCUCUCACAUCCAGAUGUUCCAAAUUUCGAUUUAAACCUCUUGCCAAUCAAAUCCAGGAAGAGCGUCUGCUGGACAUUUGUGAGAAGGAGAACCUCAAGUACACUAAAGAGGGUAUAACAGCGUUGGUGAGAGUGUCUGAAGGUGACCUACGGAAAGCCAUCACAUUCCUGCAAAGUGCCGCACGCCUUAACGUUGACAAGGAGAUCACAGAGCACGCCAUCAUCGAAAUAGCAGGGGUCGUCCCUCCUAAAGUGAUCGACAACCUGCUGAACAUCUGCUUCAGAGGGACGUUUGAGAAACUGGAGGUUGCAGUUAAGAAUGUGGUGGAUGAGGGUUACGCAGCCACACAGAUCCUGAGUCAGCUUCAUGAAGCCAUCAUAGAACAGGACCUGAGUGACAAGCAGAAGUCCGCCAUCACAGAGAAGAUGGCGGUGGUGGAUAAGUGCCUGACAGACGGCGCAGAUGAGUACCUGCAGAUGUUGAGUCUGUGUUCAGUCAUCAUGCAGCAGGCGUCGCAAAACAACUGAAACCGCCGCACAGCUGCACAGUGCGAGUGCUACCGCCAGCCUCCAGAGGGACCAAGAGCUCAGACAAACACUGCAGUCAUGUUGAGCUCAGCUAGUUCACACUGAGCACACUGUGGUCGAACACAAGAGCUAUCACUGUCUUCUACCAGGAACAACAGAUGAGCACUUCAUGUAGAAACCCAACAACAUGUCAACAAAGCCCUGCAUUCGUCUGGGAAUGUAGACGCACCCAGAUGUCACAGUUUUUCCUCUUCCUUCAUGGUUUCCAACUUAUCUUUGUAAAUUCAAUGUAUUUAGGGUGCUAAUAAAUGUUCUUUUGUACUAAAUGAAAGG